AUAACCAAGACUGCGGGAUUUCAGAGUACGCUUCAUUUCUGCGUUUGUUUACACCUCAAGAAAGACCUCUUAACAGUGGCAUUUACUAUGGACACCACCCAGUACCAGUCAGAGGUUUUACCGAUGCAAACCAGCAAGUCCGAGAAGUGGUGUGAACCUGGAUAUAGACCUGUGUAUCAGCGUGAGAUGCAGAUGGAAUCUACCCCCCCACCGCGGGAUCACAUUAUUUGGUCCUUGUUCAACUUCAUCAACUGUAAUCCAUGUUGCUUGGGACUCAUCGCCCUUUACUACUCGGUCAAGGCCAGAGACCGGAAGGUGCUGGGCGACCUGGAAGCCGCCCGGGAGCACGGAUCUAAGGCUCGCUGCUUUAAUAUAGCUGCCCUCUGCAUCUCCUUGGUCAUCCUGUUCAUCUUCAUUUGGCUCUUCUGGAUGCGGAUUUCCAUGUUGAUAAGAAUGAAUGAAGAAAUCAAAAAAGACCAGAAUCGUGGUUUGAAAGAGAAUCCCUUUCUUCGUGGGCAUUAUUAGGCCUACUUUAAAAUAAACAAGCUUAUAAGAUAGGCCUCCUAUCUGCAGAAUGUUCAUAGGCUCUCAUAUGUACCCACCUUUAAAAACAAAUAGUUGCUCUAUCAA
Paramormyrops kingsleyae is the source of this 630-nucleotide messenger RNA. NCBI's taxonomy places the organism in Eukaryota, Metazoa, Chordata, Actinopteri, Osteoglossiformes, Mormyridae. The record is from RefSeq and is a predicted model, not a curated record.